Molecule: messenger RNA, 1593 nt
Organism: Chlorella variabilis
Lineage: Eukaryota; Viridiplantae; Chlorophyta; Trebouxiophyceae; Chlorellales; Chlorellaceae
Exons: 3
Coding region: 1-1593 (530 amino acids)
Molecular function (GO): protein binding
Source: RefSeq, a predicted model, not a curated record
AUGAACGUUGUUCCUGUGCCGGUUCCAGACGAAGCCGAGGCGGGGUCGAUCUGGCGCAGCGAGAAGCUCAAGGACUUUGUGUUCCGCCUGAGAUGCCUGGGCCUGGAGGGAGAUCCGCAGUUUGCGGACCUGGUGGGGCAGAUUGCGCAGGAGACGGAGGCGGUAGAGGAGAUUGCGGGUCGGCAGAAGGAUCCAGCCUUCCAGCGGCCCUGGUGGCAGGAUGGCGAGUACGACAGCAGCAAGGCAGACAGCGCCAACGACCGCGGCAUGGAGCUGUUUGGCGCCGGCCAGCACAGCGCCGCCUUCGACUGCUUCACAGAGGCCAUCCGGCUGAGCCCCACCAGCGCUGUGUACCACGCCAACCGCGCGGCGGCCGCCCUCAAGCUGGGCCGCCCCGCCAUUGCCGCCGCUGAUGCCGACCAGGCCGCCCAGCGGGACCCCGCCUACCUGCGGGCCCACCUGAGGGCGGGAAGGGCCAGGCUGCAGCUGCGGCAGCCAGAGCUGGCAGAGCAGAGCUUCAGGCGCGCGCUAGAGCUGGACGCCGGGUGUGGCGCUGCAGCCAGGGGCCUGGCCGAGGCUGGCCAGCUGGCGGCCGAAGCAGCGGAGCAAGCGGCAGCAGAGGUCGCAGCAGCGCAGCGAGGCAGCCGUGCAGGGCUGACGCGGGAGGCGGUUCCGGAGGAGGAGGUGGUGGCGCAGCUGUAUGCAGCGGAGCAGAUGCUGGCGGCAAACUCGCGCCUCCAGGCGGCCCGGUGUGCCCACGUGGAGGCGCUGCUGCUGUGCCAGCGGUAUGCCGAAGCUCAGGCGGGGUGCUGCAGCCUGCUGGAGGGCUCUGCAGACCGGCUGUACUUGGAGGCAGAAGUGGCGUGGCGGCAGGGCAGCCUGGCGGCUGCGGCGGGCAGUCUUCAGCGGGCGCUGCAGGUGGCGGGCAGCAGCCGCAAGUGCAGCAGCCUGCUGGCGCAUGUGUGCGAGCUGCAGGAGGUGGAGCGGCAGGGGGAGCUGGCGCUGGAGGAUGGGCUGCCGCAGGCGUGCAUCGAUGCCUGCACCAGCCUGCUGGCGCGGCUGCAGCCGCCGGCCUGCGUGGGGCUGGCCUGCGCCGUGCUGCACCGGCGGGCGGAGGCGCAGGCUGCCAGGCAGGCGUGGGAGGCAGCCAUUGCCGACCUGGAUGCAGCAUUGGCGCUGGAUGCGGGCCAUGCCGCCUGCCUGCAGCUGCGGGCAGAGGUGCACAAGCAGGCCGGCGCCUACACCGCCUGCUUUCUGGACCUGCAGCGCCUGAAGAAGGCGGCGCCCGGCCACCCCGGCCUGCCGGCUUUGCUGGAGGAGGCAGCCAAGCUGAGCCUGGGCGCCGGCGCCGACCGGCGUGCCUGCGGCGACGGCGCGGCGGCCAGGGCUGGCGGCGGCGGUGUGGUGGAGGCGGCGCUGGGUGUGCUGGGCAUCCCCGCCACCGCCACCUCAGCGCAGGCCCGCCAGGCGUACCUCAAGCUGGCCGCCCGGUGGCACCCCGACAAGUGGACCGGCGGCAGCGCGGAGGAGCAGGCGGCGGCAGAGGAUCGGUUCAAGGAGGUGCAAAAGGCUUAUGAGCUGCUGACGGCAUAG